ACUCAGACAAACUCGCUCCAGUCGACGGUUACCCACGUUGUGGCGAAGCACUAUAAAAUUCACUUUCGUUCAGUGUCAUAUACCGAGUGUUCCAAAAACAAUGACGACGAUAACGCGAUCAAACUCACGCGCAAUGACGACGACAUACAAAGACUACGUAAACUUCCUCGGCGGUUACAAAACCGGAAAAAAGGACGACGAAAAUUCAGACAGUGGUGUCUCAAGCAAUUUUUCAUUAUCAACCAGCAAUAGUACAUCGUCUUCCAUCGGUUCAGACGUGACAGACUUUUCGAAAAACACAUGCACAUCUUACAACACCUUCAUCGAAAACCAAAAAAGCAAAAAAUUCAAUCCGGUUAAACCAAAAUUUGAGGAAAAACCGACAAAAAAAAGCGAGAUUUUUAUCGAGAUUCAACCCCCGAAGUCCGUGAGUGAAGUGAGCAAAAUUUUCGAAAACAACAAGGAAGCCAAACCUCACAACAAAAUCAACUCGAAAAUUAGCAUUUUCGAAAAACAAAUUUCGACAGAAAACAAACCGAAAAUUGCCACUAAACCAAAAAUUGACAUUGGGCGAACAUCCCCGGAGUUGCCACCGCCGCCCCCGGAGUUUCUCUCACCGCAACCUCAGGAUUAUUUACCGCCACCACCGCCAGAGUUUUUAAUAAAUGAUACUAAAAUUGUGACACCCCCACCGCCACCACUGCCUCAAAAUAAUGCAAAUAAUACAAGGAGUCCACCGCCGCCCCCUUUGCCUCAAACGUCGCCGCCUAGACUACAAGCGACUUUGACGAAAGGCCCCCCUGCCAAGUUUUCCGUUGAUAAUCCGAAAGGGGUGGCUCCUGAGAUUGACAGAAAUGACCCAAUGGUCCGAAAAUUGGUUUAUGGGACUUUGAGGGGUCUCUAUGGGGCGUACCAUGACAAAGCUAGUGAUAUGUUGGCAACAAUGCCCAAAAAUAUGGUAGUUAGGAGUAACGGAGUCCGAGAUCGCAUUGAACAAAUAGCGUCUAAUGGAGACUUAGAGAAGCUAAACGGGAGAGUUAAUCCGAGAUUAGAGGAGUAAAUUCCGCUUGAAAUUAUUAUUAUGAUUUGUAUUGUAGCUAUAAUAACUAAUAAACUUUUUAUUUUUA
Molecule: messenger RNA, 1127 nt
Organism: Tribolium madens (black flour beetle)
Lineage: Eukaryota; Metazoa; Arthropoda; Insecta; Coleoptera; Tenebrionidae
Product: formin BNR1-like
Exons: 2
Coding region: 101-1060 (319 amino acids)
Source: RefSeq, a predicted model, not a curated record